This is a messenger RNA of Girardinichthys multiradiatus, 422 nucleotides long. It is a transcript of the gene ndufa3, whose product is annotated as NADH:ubiquinone oxidoreductase subunit A3. Bases 41 to 328 code for a protein of 95 amino acids. The transcript is spliced from 4 exons. Gene Ontology annotation, cellular component: mitochondrial inner membrane. NCBI's taxonomy places the organism in Eukaryota, Metazoa, Chordata, Actinopteri, Cyprinodontiformes, Goodeidae. The record is from RefSeq and is a predicted model, not a curated record.
GCAGAUAUUAUACGUCAUUUCGUCUUCUACUACACUUCCCAUGAGCACCCUCUCUGCAGAAGCUACACCGGACAAGAUGGCAGGAAUCGGAGCUUUUCUGAAAAGUGCUUGGAAUAAGGAGCCUGUUAUCGUGGCAUCCUGCGGGAUUGGUAUUGUAGGUGUCAUUCUUCCAUUCAUCAGCCCCUAUACUAAAUACACAGCAAUGAUGAAUUCAGUCAUGCCAUACAACUACCCAGUUCCUGUGAGGGAUGAUGGAAAGAUGCCCGAUGUUCCUUCACAUCCCUGUGAACCUAAAGGAAGAAGCUUGGAAUGGCUUCAGAAGCUAUAAUAUGAGUUUAAGACCUGUAGCUCCUUCUGUUUGUAUGUCUCUUCAUUUUGCCCAAUUGUUAUUUCCCUACAAUAAAGAUUCUAUUUAAUCCUAA